CCUUUACGGCCAGGAACGCGUUCGCCGCGUUACAGCUUCCAGUUGGAUUAUUCAAUAGAUUUCUUCAAAACGUAUAUCGAUACGCAGCGUUUUUACGCCGGCCACAAAUUGGAUUUCAAACAUCAAAGUUGUGCCGGCGGCCCUGGGUCUACCGGUGGUGGCGGCGCUCCUGGAGUCGUCGGCAAUACCAACAGCAACAACAACAACGGCACAUCACAGCAACAGCAACAGCAGCAACAACAACAACAACAACAACAGCAGCAGCAACAGCAACAACAGCAGCAACAGCAGGCCUUGCCGGCCAACGGCAACAACAGCCACACCCACAAUAGUCAAGCUCACGCCUUAGCGGCGGCACACGCACAUCAGCUGCAUACGGUGUUGCCACUGCAACAGCAGCAGCAACAACAAUUGCCGACGGGCGGCAGCGCCUUACAGCAACAACAACAGCAACUGCCACCACAGCAGCAGCAGCAGCAACAACAGCAACAGCAACUUCUAAACAACAACGGCGUAGGCGUUGGUGUGGUUACUCCGACUUUGCUUAUAGGCAACGGUCCCGGCUCAGCGGGUACGGUUGGUCACUCGGUAUCCUCCGCCGCUGCUGCUGCCGCUGCAGUUGCUGCUUCAGCCGCCGCCUCAGCCGCUUCAGUUUCCGCCGCUUCCGUUGCCAGCGCCUCACUGCCGCACGUGGCGCCGCAUAGCCUGGGCCUGAGUCCGCAGUCCAGCGCCGACUCCCAGCAGUUCAACAUCUUUCCGGCGAUCUUUAGCCGGCAGCUGAACUUCUCAGCCGCCGGCGCUUGCGGUCAAGCGGGCAAACUCAGCAUGGACGAGCUGCGUCCCAAUUUAGUGGGCGGUCUGCUGGGACUUCAGCAGGGCCUGCUGGAGGAUCAUGCCAGCAGCAUGCAGCAUGGCGGCGUGCCGCAGGAUACAAAGUUUAUGUCCUUUCAAGACAAUCGCCUCAUGGGCAUUGGCGGCUCGCAUGAAAAUCGCCUGCUGAGCUUGGCCACAUCCGUGCAGGACACACGAUCGCCCAUCACAACGCUCGACAAGUCGUCCUCCUCGUCGCUCAAUCAUCAGCGCAAAUGCAGCAGCACCCCCGAGGAUUUCAGCGCUCUCUACUCCGGUCUGCCCACACCUGGCAUGGACUCAUCCUCGCACCAUCAUACGCCGGCUCACACGCCACCCUCGCGCCUCUCCGAUCACACCAUUUCAGCAGAAGGUGCAUUCAAGAAGCUAAAGCCGGAACCCAACAGCGGUCUGUCAACAGUUUCCGCCGGUAUCACAUCACCCGGAAGUGGUCUAUCCACGCUGAGUCAACACGCCGGCCACACCCCAACCACAGCAUCCUGCCCUACGCCAGCCAGACGAAGACAUCGAACCACUUUCACACAGGAACAAUUAGCGGAACUGGAAGCUGCAUUCGCCAAAUCGCAUUAUCCGGAUAUUUACUGCCGCGAGGAGUUGGCGCGCACAACAAAACUGAACGAAGCGCGAAUUCAAGUUUGGUUUCAAAAUCGUCGCGCCAAGUACCGCAAGCAGGAGAAGCAACUGCAAAAGGCAUUAGCACCAUCUGUGAUCCCGUCGUGCAACGGCAUGAUGCGGAACAUUCAAGGCUAUAGUGUCUCGCGUGGCUAUCAGCCCUAUCCACACCAUAAUACCAUGAAUCGUUAUCCCCAGGAUCUGUUCCAAAUGGGCGCCUCCUCAUAUCCGGGCAUGACACAGCCAUUCUCUAUGGCGCAUAGCACGAACAUGGGUUCCGUGGGCGUGCGUCAGGACUCAAUGGGCAUGUCACCGGAGGACGAAUGGUAUAACAAAAGCCUGUCCGCAUUGCGCAUGAAUAGCUCACACCAUCCGAACUUAUCAGCACCAAUGCUGCAAUAUCAAACAUAAUCAAAAA
This is a messenger RNA of Drosophila busckii, 1900 nucleotides long. RefSeq names its product homeobox protein abdominal-B. The transcript is spliced from 6 exons. The record is from RefSeq and is a predicted model, not a curated record. Gene Ontology annotation, molecular function: DNA-binding transcription factor activity, RNA polymerase II-specific; RNA polymerase II transcription regulatory region sequence-specific DNA binding. The annotation marks the transcript as partial. Lineage: Eukaryota; Metazoa; Arthropoda; Insecta; Diptera; Drosophilidae. Gene Ontology annotation, biological process: regulation of transcription by RNA polymerase II.